AUGGACAAUAAAAAUCUAAAACAAGGUGCUAGUGACUCAUCAUCAUCUACAGCAAGUAACACAAAUAAAUCAUCCUCAGUAGAAGCAGGUGCAACAACAGUGGUGAGCAGAAGUGCCACACUGCCCCGACCCGUUCGUCGGGUUAUACAAAAUUUUCUUCUCGUCUGGUUGGAUGCAAAUAUUGAUGAGACGAAAGAAGAUUUCAAAAAUUCAUUGCAACAUCUUCGAAAACUUGUGGCAUCCAUCACAACGUUUAAGGAUCCUCAACAAUGUGUUAAUUUCCUUAGUGAACUUAAAAAAGAAAAGAUAUUUUUCAUUGUAUCUGGUGCAUUAGGACGACAAAUAGUACCAGAAAUUCAAGCAAUGCCACAGUUAGAAACAAUAUAUGUUUUCUGUGACAAUGAAUCAUAUCAUGAAGAAUGGACUAAAACUGUAUCAAAGGUCAAAGGAGUUUAUACUGAUAUUGAAUCAAUUUGUCAAGCACUAGAAAUCGAUCGAGAACGAUGCGAUCGAGCUAUGAUCUCGAUUAGCUUUAAGGGUCUCGAUCCUCUGUUCAUGUAUACACAAUUGUUAAAAGAAACACUUUUAGAAAUCGAAGAUGAUUAUAGACAAUCUAUCAAAGACCUGGCUGAAUAUUGUCGUGAACAGGAUGAUAUUCCUGAAGAUCAAAUUAAACAAGUCGAAAAUGAAUAUCGUAAUCAUACACCAAUAUGGUGGUAUACAGCUGAAACAUUUAUUUAUUCGAUGCUUAAUCGUGGACUUCGACAAAUGGAUGUCAAUAUAAUGCUUAGGAUGGGUUUCUUCAUUCGUCAUCUACAUAAUCAUAUCGCACAACUCCAUCGCGAACAACAAGGCAGCAUGCCAAUAAA
Messenger RNA from Rotaria sordida, 869 nucleotides. The record is from the annotation of a GenBank genome assembly. Lineage: Eukaryota; Metazoa; Rotifera; Eurotatoria; Philodinida; Philodinidae.